Messenger RNA from Etheostoma spectabile (orangethroat darter), 924 nucleotides. RefSeq names its product olfactory receptor 11A1. Gene Ontology annotation, cellular component: membrane. Bases 1 to 924 code for a protein of 307 amino acids. NCBI's taxonomy places the organism in Eukaryota, Metazoa, Chordata, Actinopteri, Perciformes, Percidae. Gene Ontology annotation, molecular function: odorant binding; G protein-coupled receptor activity; olfactory receptor activity. The record is from RefSeq and is a predicted model, not a curated record. The transcript has a single exon. Gene Ontology annotation, biological process: G protein-coupled receptor signaling pathway; detection of chemical stimulus involved in sensory perception of smell.
AUGGUAAAUACUACGCAGGUUUUAAUGUUCACACUAAGUGCCUAUCUUGACACCGGUGUUCUCAAAUAUUUAUAUUUCUUGUGGAUUUUGUCCUUAUAUGUCUUCAUAGUGUGUGCCAAUGUGCUGCUGGUUGUGGUUAUCUGUGUGAACAGGAGCUUACAUGAACCUAUGUACCUUUUUCUGGUCAGCCUGUUUGUAAAUGAACUGUAUGGUAGUACAGGGUUGUUUCCAUUCCUUCUGGUUCAGAUCCUCUCGGACAUUCACACUGUUUCUGCUCCCUUCUGCUUCCUGCAGAUCUUCUGUGUGUAUACUUAUGGCAGUGUAGAAUUUAUUAACUUAGCCGUCAUGUCUUAUGACAGAUAUCUUGCCAUCUGUUAUCCUCUGCAGUAUAACACACGUAUGACAUCCUCCAAGGUUGCCGUGCUUAUUGCUCUAACAUGGUUAUACCCAUUUAUUGGAGUUGGGGUCACAAUAUCUUUAAGUUCUCCUUUACAGCUGUGUGGGAACAUCAUUAAAACAGUUUACUGUGAUAACUAUGCUAUUGUCAAACUGGCCUGCUCUGACACCAGAGUGAACAACAUUUUUGGACUCUCUUACACUUCUCUUGUAGUCUUUGUUCCUCUGAGUUUAAUCCUCUACACCUACAUGAGGAUCCUUAAAGUGUGUUUUUCUGGUUCUAAGCAGACGAGACAGAAAGCUGUCAGCACCUGCACCCCCCACCUCGCUUCUCUCAUCAACUUUUCUUUUGGUACUUUAUUUCAAAUAUUACACAGCAGGUUUGAUAUGAGCAGUGUACCCAUUAUGUUACGAAAUAUUUUAUCAUUGUACUUUCUGACCUGCCAACCGCUCUUUAACCCUUUAAUGUAUGGACUGCAGAUGACUAAAAUACGUAGCUUAUGUAAAAAUCUCAUAUGUGGUUGUUAG